Molecule: messenger RNA, 507 nt
Organism: Rubroshorea leprosula
Lineage: Eukaryota; Viridiplantae; Streptophyta; Magnoliopsida; Malvales; Dipterocarpaceae
Source: the annotation of a GenBank genome assembly
GAAAAUUCCCCAAACUCUUUACACACUCUUUUCGCUUCCCUUAAUUUUGCUACGGUUGGCGAUUACACCAUCAGAAGCAGAGCGAAGAAGAAAUGGAGGACGAUCUCUCCCUGAUAGAGAUCUCCGGCGCCGACGAUUCCUUGCUGCACAACAACGCCGACGACGCUCCUUCCUAUUUCUCUUGCUCCCCAUUCCACUUCUCCAGACCUAAGCCGCCUCUUCGAAAUGAAAUCGAAAAACUGAAAUCUAAUGCUAAUAGAGAGAGUGCGUCGGUUGACAAAGAAAAUGUUAAUAACGCAAACAAAUCGGACACAGCAAAGCUUAGCAUGGAGCCACAGCAAAUGAAGAGGAAGAAGAAAGGUGGAGGAUACAAUUUGAGAAAAAGCCUAGCGUGGAAUUCUCCAAAGGUUUUAAACUGUUUGGUUGAAUGAUUUAUCGGUUUAUAUUUGUCUAAAUGGUUUUCGUCGAUUUUGAUCGAUUUAACCGACCGGUCCAAUCUGAUUUUUA